AUGGCCGCAAGUGACAAUACCGUCCCCUCCGCCCUUGGCGGCAAACCCGAGCGACGCUCUCCUCCUCCAGCGUCACAAUCGAAGCGCGACAGAAAGAGACAGGCCCUCAUGGAGCGUCUCUCCAGCAUGACGGACAAGUUUCAGCGCGAACAGGACAUGACGUACCGCGACCAGCUGCAGAAGAUCCAGUACGAGAUUGGCCUCGUGCAGCGAUUCGAUCCAUACGACACAAACGCUUUGGAGGUUGCCGCUGAGCUGCAAAGAGAACACAGACAGACCCAGGGGCCUCCGGUCCAUGCUGAGUCUGCCCGUAGCCUCAUGGACAUGGCUGGAAUCAAGUUUCCCAACUUUAUUGACGAAAUUGAGGAUUUGAUUGAGAUUCGUGAUUUUCAACUGACGCAGUCAAAGAAUGAAUAUGAACGAAAAGUACAAGAGUACAAGAAUACCCACGCCUACAAGGUCGAGACGGCCCGCCGCGAGCACAUGGCCCUGACCAGCACCUUGCGCGACCGACUUAUCAACACCCUGACACAAAAGAAGAACCGACUGAAUAGGGAAAAGGAAGUGUUGGAGAUUAACGAUUCCAAUGCCUUGCUCCUGAACCCGAAUCACUUUUCUCUCACAAACCCUGGCAGCCCCGGCGGAACCCACGGCAAGCGUGCCACCAGACUUCGCAAGGAUGCCGACGACCUUCAAAUGUUUUCGGAUAAGAAGCGAAAGCGAAAUCCUGGAGAGGACGACGGAUCGCCCGGCCCGAUGCGCCGCGGCCUGGAUCCCAACAGCACAACUCCCCUGUGGCAGUCGGAAAAGGCACGUGCUGUCGCGAAGCAAAACGGCCCCAUUUAUAGCAUCGACAAGCUCUUCACCGACAAAGAAUUGUCCCUGCAUUACAACAGCGCGGCUUUGGCUGCGCAUCAAUACGUCCUGCGCAACCGUGUCAACGGCAACGCUUCGUCCCCCGACGACAGCGACUCGGGCAACGGGGACGACAACGACGCCGACUCUGUCCUGUCGGCGCCCAUGAUGGAACGCCAGGUAUCACACGCCACCCGCAGCACCAGAGGCGGCGCAAACACAAACUUCUUGGACGACAAGAUCCUCGGCGUGGAGGGCAUUGCCAACUUUGAGGUCCCGGCCAACCUGGACCUGAUGCAUGCCCAAGAACCCCCCAAGAUGCCCCCUCACGUGCCCCAGCAGUAUCUAAAGCCGUACCCCAGAUCUGCGGACCAGAACUUCCCGGUUCCACUUUCACAGGACGACAUCAUGUCGGACCUGUCCGUCAUGGGCUUCCUCAAACAGUACGAUCACUCUCACAAGCCCGGCGCACACCUUGACGCCCCGACUGGGCUGCGCAAAAUCCUCGAAGCCGUCUCCAUCCCGUACCAACAGGGCCGCUUCGUAGCCAUCACCAGCGCCGCGCGGGAAGACCCCGAAAACUUUCGCGACUCCCUUGGGAUCCCCACCAGCGGCCUGCGAGACCAACUGAGCCCUGGCCACGGCGGCUCCAACCAGUCUGUGGCGGGAUACUCUGCGUCGGCCAUACCCAUGAGCAGACAGAGCAGCCUCGGCGGCGUGGCCAUGAGCCGACAAGGAACGACGGGCAGCGGACGAGGCAGAGCCCGCCGCGGCUGA
This is a messenger RNA of Metarhizium brunneum ARSEF 3297, 1632 nucleotides long. RefSeq lists its product as uncharacterized. Gene Ontology annotation, molecular function: histone deacetylase binding. Gene Ontology annotation, biological process: negative regulation of transcription by RNA polymerase II. Gene Ontology annotation, cellular component: Sin3-type complex. Lineage: Eukaryota; Fungi; Ascomycota; Sordariomycetes; Hypocreales; Clavicipitaceae. The record is from RefSeq and is a predicted model, not a curated record.